Messenger RNA from Nicotiana attenuata, 681 nucleotides. RefSeq lists its product as uncharacterized. The record is from RefSeq and is a predicted model, not a curated record. The transcript has 2 exons. NCBI's taxonomy places the organism in Eukaryota, Viridiplantae, Streptophyta, Magnoliopsida, Solanales, Solanaceae. Bases 1 to 681 code for a protein of 226 amino acids.
AUGGCAAGAGCACUAAGAUUUCAAGCCUUUGUACACUUAAGGUUUUGGGGAGAGUGUGUAUCCACAGCUGUAUACCUGCUCAACAGAUUGCCCACUGUGUUGUUGAAAGCCUCCAAGGAGUUCUUUGUAAGCAGAGACGCUGUCUUUCAAGAAGACAUCUUUCCCUUCAAGCACACAAACACUGGUCUUUUUCCUAUAUUCCCUGUGGUGGAACUGGUUGAACCUGAUCCUCCUAAGCCUUCUACUGUGUCUGCUCCAGUACAUUCUCCUUCAAACGUCACUUCUGAUGAUGCUUCUCAGUCUCUUUCAUCAUCUUCUGCCAGGGAUCCCUCUCCUCAGCCAGUACAACCUAGAAGAUCCUCAAGGGAAUCAAGGCCUCCUGUAUGGAUGGGAGAUUAUAUUGUUCAACAGAAAUCCUCCUCUUGUCCAUAUCCACUGUCCAACUAUGUGAUAUAUGACCAUCUCACUCUUGCCUACAUGUCUUCUCUAGCUGCUUAUUCCGCAAUUAUAGAACCCAAGACCUAUGCUGAAGCCAGUAUUGAUCCAUUAUGGGUGGAUGCCAUGAAGUCUGAAAUUUCAGCUCUUGAGAGCAAUAAUACAUGUAUAGUUGUAGAUCUUCCUCCAGACAAAGUUCCUAUAGGGUGCAAGGGGGUGUUCAAGGACAAGUACAAGUCAACAUGA